Penicillium pulvis is the source of this 1074-nucleotide messenger RNA. RefSeq lists its product as uncharacterized. The record is from RefSeq and is a predicted model, not a curated record. Lineage: Eukaryota; Fungi; Ascomycota; Eurotiomycetes; Eurotiales; Aspergillaceae. The transcript is spliced from 5 exons. Bases 1 to 1074 code for a protein of 357 amino acids.
AUGGCUUCAACAUAUUCCGCUGCCUAUUUGGCAGAGGAUCGCAGCAAACCAGCGUUAAUUGGAAUUAUUUUUGUCACAGCACUUUCGUUUGUUGUGGUCACGGUUCGAAUCUAUGCGCGGAGGUUCUUGAUCCAUGAAUUAGGCUGGGACGACCUUUUUAUUGUACUUGCCCAGUUGACCAGUUGGGCCACCAUGGUCCUAUGCAUGAUGAUUCUUCGUCAUGGCUCUGGUCGACAUUUAGCAGCACUGGUCAGUCACCCAGAAGAGCUUGUCAAGAUGUAUAAAUGGCUCGUCGCCACGCAGAUGGUGUAUAUGUUCAAUUUAUGGCUCUGUCGAGUAUCUGGGCUGGCUUUCUAUGCUCGUCUGAACCCAAUGCCACGAUUUAUCCUUUACCUCCGCCUCUCCUUCGGCUUCGUGACUGCUGUUUACGUCGCACAGACACUCAUUAUUGCCCUGCAGUGUGUUCCUCUUGCCGCACUAUGGGGGGCCGCGGAAGGCAAAUGCAUGGGCUCUGGGAUAACCUUCAUUUCAACGGGCGCUCUUACAAUCGUCUGUGAUUCAUUGAUUCUCCUUCUUCCCGUCAAAAUUGUUCUAUCAUUACAAGCGAAGAUGGCAAGAAAGCUCGCGCUAUUGGGUAUUCUCUGCUUUGGAAUUUUUGCCGUUGUAACAUCGGCACUUCGAUUAUACUCAAUGAUUGUGUCAGUACAACAUGCUAAUGAUGCCACAUGGUUCUUCUCACCUGUCAUUGCUUGGACCUGCGCCGAGAUUAGCACAGGCAUCAUUGCUCUCUCUCUACCAGCACUAAGAGCCAUAUUCGGAUUUGUUAAGGAACGGCGCUCGACCAAAGACCAGAGUUAUUCUAAUGGCUCGGAGGGAAUUGGCCUUGAAUCCGUACCUCGGUCUUUCAAGCCACGACUAUUUCGAGGGUCGGAUAUAUAUGAAAACACGGUCGAGGUUGAUUGUGCAAGAACUCCUAGCCGUGAAGCUCUAUGGGAUGGAAGAGCUGAUCAGAAGAUCAGAGUCACCGACACUGUUGACAUAGAUGUCCAGCUUAACGCCCGAUACACAGAUUAG